AUGGCCAAGACCGAAGCCCUCGCGCUCGGAUACGGUACCGCCACGAUGAACAUCACAGCCCAGAUCACGGCUGGUUCAGCGGAUGAGGAUAAUCAAGUGCUCGAGGCCGCUUUUUCCGAGAAGUCGGAUGGUUGGGGCUUCGCGAUGAUGUUCCAGCGAGACCUAUUCGCAGAGGAACCGUGGACGGGGAACCCCCAAUCCGCCGAUUACUUUUCCGAUAGCUAUUGCAUCACCUUGGGAACCGGCGAGACGGUGUAUGGAGGACUGGAGCAAGUCUCCUUCUCGGGCACCCAGGGCACGUUUGACUUCUCACCCUCGGCGGCCACCAGCCUCCACAUCGACCGACACCUCCUCGUGGAAUUCAACGUUGCCGAGCAGGAUCUACGGCACUUUCAGGCCGUGCUGAGAAAGGUCGUGACAUGGGGAAUGCCCUCUCAAGUUCCUCGAAUGAAUGGAUUCGAUUGA
This is a messenger RNA of Penicillium macrosclerotiorum, 465 nucleotides long. RefSeq lists its product as uncharacterized. The record is from RefSeq and is a predicted model, not a curated record. The transcript has a single exon. The coding region runs from base 1 to 465 and encodes 154 amino acids. Lineage: Eukaryota; Fungi; Ascomycota; Eurotiomycetes; Eurotiales; Aspergillaceae.